Carlito syrichta (Philippine tarsier) is the source of this 4186-nucleotide messenger RNA. It is a transcript of the gene RSF1, whose product is annotated as remodeling and spacing factor 1. Gene Ontology annotation, cellular component: RSF complex. The annotation marks the transcript as partial. The transcript has 16 exons. The record is from RefSeq and is a predicted model, not a curated record. Gene Ontology annotation, biological process: regulation of DNA-templated transcription. NCBI's taxonomy places the organism in Eukaryota, Metazoa, Chordata, Mammalia, Primates, Tarsiidae.
UUGUUUUCAUUCCCCCUGUCACACGAGGCUGUGGCAAACCCAAAGUGGGAGGGGAGAAGUAGAGGGAGAGAAGGGGGCGGAAAGACGGCGGAAAGUGAAAGGCGCAGGGCGCCUCUCUGUCUCCCGUCUGACUCGGUUCUCGACUGCUCCGGGCCGCCGAUGUAUUGUGGGAUCGCGGCGCAGUCCCUGAGGCGCACGGAUCCGCGGGGGAGCCCACUUGAGAGCGCCUCCUGUCGUCCGUGAGGCUGCCCUGCCAUUCCUCUGCACCCCAACUCCCCUCACCCCCCCAUCGCCUCCUCCUCCAUCCUCCAGUUCAAAAUGGCGACGGCGGCGGCAGCGGCGGCGGCGAUGGCUCCUCCGGGCUGCCCGGGUUCGUGCCCCAACUUCGCCGUAGUCUGCUCCUUCUUGGAGCGCUACGGGCCGCUGCUGGAUCUGCCUGAGUUGCCGUUCCCUGAGCUGGAGCGGGUGCUGCAGGCGCCGCCGCCGGACGUCGGCCACGGAGAAGUACCAAAAGAAUUGGUGGAGCUCCAUCUGAAGUUGAUGAGGAAGAUUGGCAAAUCUGUUACAGCAGACAGAUGGGAAAAAUAUUUGAUCAAGAUAUGCCAAGAGUUUAACAGCACCUGGGCAUGGGAGAUGGAGAAGAAGGGCUAUCUUGAAAUGAGUGUUGAAUGCAAACUUGCACUCUUAAAGUACCUCUGUGAGUGUCAGUUUGAUGACAAUCUGAAAUUCAAGAAUAUUAUUAAUGAGGAAGAUGCUGAUACUAUGCGUCUCCAGCCAAUUGGGCGAGACAAAGAUGGCCUCAUGUACUGGUACCAGUUGGAUCAAGAUCACAAUGUCAGGAUGUACAUAGAAGAGCAAGAUGAUCAAGAUGGCUCUUCAUGGAAAUGCAUUGUCAGAAAUCGAAACGAGUUGGCUGAGACUCUUGCACUCCUGAAAGCACAAAUUGAUCCUGUACUAUUGAAAAAUUCUAGCCAACAAGACAACUCUUCCCGGGAAAGUCCCAGCUUAGAGGAUGAGGAGACUAAAAAAGAGGAAGAAACACCUAAACAAGAGGAACAGAAGGAAAAUGAAAAGAAGAAAGGUGAAGAGAGGACAAAAGAUUCAGAAAACCGUUCUACAGGCAAUGUUCUAGAAGAAACUAUUGUGAAAAUAGAAAAAGAAGAUGAAAAGGAACUUGUGAAAAUGCCAGUCAUAGUGAAACUGGAAAAAUCUUUGCCAGAAAGUGAGGAAAAAAAGAUUAUCAAAGAAGAAAGUGAUUCAUUCAAGGAAAAUGUCAAACCCAUUAAAGUUGAAGUAAAGGAAUAUAGAGCAGAUCCUAAAGAUAUCAAGGGUAGCAUGGAGAAACUAGUGGCACAGGAGCCUGAGAGGAUGGAAUUUGGUGGCAAUGUUAAAUCUUCUCAAGAAAUUACUGAGAAAUCUACUGAAGAAACCGAGAAACUUAAAAAUGACCAACAAGCCAAGAUACCACUAAAAAAACGAGAAAUUAAACUGAGUGAUGAUUUUGAUAGUCCAGUCAAAGGACCUUUAUGUAAAUCAGUUACUCCAACAAAAGAGUUUUUGAAAGAUGAAAUAAGACAAGAGGAAGAGACUUGUAAAAGAGUCUCUACCAUCACUACUAUGGGCCAUGAAGGAAAACAACUGGUAAAUGGAGAAGUUAGUGAUGAAAGAGUAACUCCAAAUUUUAAGACAGAACAAAUAGAGACAAAGUUUUAUGAUACAAAGGAAGAUAGCUAUAGCCCCUCUAAGGACAGAAAUGUCAUCAUGGAGGGAAAUGGAGCAGAGUCCUUAAAUUCUGUCAUAAUGAGUAUGAAAGUAGGUGAGCUUGAGAGAGAAAUGGUCCCUUUAGGGAAAGAUGCAGAUAAUUCAGUAUCAGUCAUAGAGACCCAGAGUCACAAAAGGCAGAUAGAGGAACCUUGUCCUCUGGAAAUGGAAACUUCUCUUGAGUCUUCUGAGAUGACAAAAGAUCUCUCUUUAAAAGCUGCUUUAUCUACCACUGAGUCCUGUGCCAUGAAAGUUGAAGAGAAGUCUCCUAAAAGUAAAAAGGAUAAGCGCCCACCAGUCGUAGAAUGUCUUGAAAAGUUAGAGAAGUCCAAAAAAACUUUUCUUGAUAAGGACAUACAAAGAUUGAGUCCAAUACCAGAAGAAGUUCCAAAGAAUACUAUAGAGUCAGAACAACUUGACUCUGCUGAAGCAGAUGACACUUCACCAUCUAAUACGACUGACCACUGUGAGAAACUUCCCUCAGAAAAGGAAGUGGUAGAAUGUCAGAGCACAGGUUCUGUUGAAGGUCAGUCUGUGAAAAAAGUAGAAACAGAAAUCCUUAAAGAGGAUUCUGAAUCCGUGAAGGUAGAAAUGGAUAAUCUGGACGAUGCCCAGACCUCAGGCAUAGAAGACUCUUCUGAGACAAAGGGUUCUAUGCAGAAAAACAAAUUUAAAUAUAAGUUGAUUCCUGAAGAAGAAGCCACUGCCUCAGAAAAUACAGAGAUAACCUCUGAAAGGCAGAAAGAGGGUAUCAAAUUAACAAUUAGGAUAUCCAGUCGGAAAAAGAAGCCAGAUUCUCCCCCCAAAAUUCUAGAACCAGAAAACAAGCAAGAAAAAUCAGAAAAGGAAGAAGAGAAAACAAAUGUGGGUCGUACUUUAAGGAGGUCUCCAAGAAUAUCUAGACCCACAGCAAAAGUAGCUGAGAUUAGAGAUCAGAAAGCUGAUAAAAAAAGGGGAGAAGGAGAAGAUGAAGUGGAAGAAGAGCCAACAACUUUGCCAAAAAUUGACAAAAAAGAAAACUUGAAAAAGUUGGAGAAGGAUACAAAUUCUAAAGUAAAACCCAAAGGAAAAGUUCGAUGGACUGGUUCUCGAACACGUGGCAGGUGGAAAUACUCCAGCAAUGAUGAAAGUGAAGCGUCUGACAGUGAAAAAUCAUCUGCAGCUUCAGAAGAAGAAGAAGAAAAGGAAAGUGAGGAAGCCGUCCUGGCAGAUGAUGAUGAACCAUGCAAAAAAUGUGGCCUUCCAAACCAUCCUGAAUUGAUUCUUCUGUGUGACUCUUGUGACAGUGGAUACCACACUGCCUGCCUUCGCCCUCCUCUGAUGAUCAUCCCUGAUGGAGAAUGGUUCUGCCCCCCCUGCCAACAUAAACUCCUGUGUGAAAAAUUAGAGGAACAGUUGCAGGAUUUGGAUGUUGCCUUAAAGAAGAAAGAACGUGCUGAACGAAGGAAAGAACGCUUGGUAUAUGUUGGUAUCAGUAUUGAAAACAUCAUUCCUCCACAAGAGCCAGAUUUUUCUGAAGACCAAGAAGAAAAGAAAAAAGAUUCAAAAAAAUCCAAAGCAAAUUUGCUUGAAAGGAGGUCAACAAGAACACGGAAAUGUAUAAGUUAUAGAUUUGAUGAGUUCGAUGAAGCAAUUGAUGAAGCUAUUGAAGAUGAUAUUAAAGAGGCUGAUGGUGGAGGAGUUGGCCGAGGAAAAGAUAUCUCCACCAUCACAGGUCAUCGUGGGAAAGACAUCUCUACUAUUCUGGAUGAAGAAAGAAAAGAAAAUAAGCGUCCCCAGAGGGCAGCUGUUGCUCGAAGGAAGAAACGCCGGCGACUAAAUGAUCUGGACAGUGACAGCAAUCUGGAUGAAGAAGAGAGUGAGGAUGAAUUCAAGAUCAGUGAUGGAUCUCAAGAUGAGUUUGUCGUAUCUGAUGAAAACCCAGAUGAAAGUGAAGAAGAUCCACCAUCUAAUGACGACAGCGACACUGAUUUUUGUAGCCGUAGAUUGAGGCGGCACCCCGCCCGGCCAAUGAGGCAAAGCAGGCGUUUGCGAAGAAAGACCCCAAAGAAAAAGUACUCUGAUGAUGAUGAAGAGGAAGAAUCUGAGGAAAAUAGUAGAGACUCUGAAAGUGACUUCAGUGAUGAUUUUAGUGAUGAUUUUGUAGAAACUCGGCGAAGACGGUCAAGGAGAAAUCAGAAAAGACAAAUUAACUACAAAGAAGAUUCAGAAAGUGAUGGUUCCCAGAAGAGUUUACGACGUGGUAAAGAAAUAAGGCGAGUUCAUAAGCGCAGACUUUCCAGCUCAGAGAGUGAAGAGAGCUAUUUGUCCAAGAACUCAGAAGAUGAGGAGCUAGCUAAAGAAUCACAGCGGUCGGUUCGAAAGCGGGGCCGAAGCACUGAUGAGUAUUCAGAAGCAGAUGAGGAGGAAGAGGAAGGCAAACCAU